GGUUUCUUGGAAGCUAGUUCUUCAGUUUGCUGAAGAAUUUUCUGCUCCCAUUUUGUGGCUGACUUGAGCAGCUCCCAGCAGCUCCAGACCUUGUUCAGAUUCUUCAGACAGGUUGAGAAGUAUGGCAGUGACAACUCGUUUGACAUGGUUGCAAAAAAAGAUCCUGCAAAAUCAUUUUGGAGACAAAAAAUUUAGCCUUCUCUACAAGGCAAGUGUCCACGGAUUCUCAACACAAGAUUUACAUAACAGAUGCUGUAAUCAAGGACCUAUUAUAACAGUGAUUUAUAGUGAAAAUGUUGUUAGUGGAGUGUAUGUGGAAGAAAACUAUCAGGGAGGAACAACUGACUCCAUCAUUAUUUUUGUACUUCGAGAGACUGAAAUUUCAGAAUGUAAAGCAAACUCAUAUAACUUAUUUGUGAACUAUAAUGAUAAUGCACAAUACUGUAUAAAUCUACAGUCUGGAAAUGUACUUAUCCCCCCCCAAAUAGCUAAAAGACUUGAACUACCUCCAGGACAUCAAUACUCCUUCCAGGAGUGUGAAGUUUUUCGAUGUGAAGACACAGUGGAUGAAAGAAAGAUACAAGGGCUCAUUCAGCUCAGGGAUCAAUUAUUGUUGGCCAUGAGAGUUUAUAAACCAUCUGGAAACUUGGUCAACCAAGUGAAAAUUCUGCUUUUGGGUCCGAUUGGAGCUGGAAAGUCUAGUUUCUUCAACUCUGUGAAGUCUGUUUUCCAAGGCUAUGUAUCACAUCAGGCUUUGGUAGGUGAUGAUACAACUGGAACCUCUAAGAAUUACAGGGUCUAUUCCAUGAAAGAUAGGAUUAAUGGUGCCUCCCUGCCAUUUGUUCUGUGUGACUCCCUGGGGCUGGGUGAAGACGAAGAAGGCCUGUGUGUGGAAGACAUACUCUCUCUCAUAAAAGGCCAUGUUUCAGACAGAUACCAGUUUAAUUCCAUGAAGCCCAUCACAUCAAGUGAUGUUAAAUAUAUAAAGUACCCACAGCUGAAGGACAGAAUCCACUGUGCAGUAUUUGUGUUUGAUAUCAAUUCUAUUGAACACCUCUCUUAUGGGAUGGUAGCAAAGAUUAAAAGAAUUAGAAGAGAGAUGAUAAAGUGUGGCAUGCUACAUGUAGUUUUGCUCACUCAUGUGGAUAGUAUGAAGCUGAUUACAAGGGGUGACCUUAUUGACAUAUACAGCUGUGUUCCUGUGAAAUUAAAGACAUCUUGGUGGUUAGCAAUUAUAGCUCAGAGUGGGAACUGGAUGCUAUCAAGGAUAUUCUAAUCCUUUCUGCACUGAGAAAGAUGCUGUGGACUGCAGAUGACUUCUUAGAGGACUUUCCUCUUGAAUAGACAGGUAAAUGAAUUUGCUUGUGUCCAGCUCCUUGGCUAUUUCCUUCCUGGAUCUAUUGGAUACCUAGUAGUUCUGUGGCUUUGUGGGUUAUUGCUUAUAAUUAGCCCUGCCCUCUAACCUACUGCCUCGAUUCAUUUGUUUCCUCAUCUUUCCUGUUUUUUUUUUUUUUCCCCUCUCUAGACUUCACCCUGGAUGUUCUGCAGUACUUCUGUUUCCCCUAAUAUUAAGAUUGCAUUUUAGAAAUAAUACAUCCCUGUCAUCAUAACUGGACAAUUCAGGCCGUGUCCUGGGCCUCCUCUCUCAGAAUAUGCUUCUUUGCUUGUGGCCUAGAAUUGGAUUGUAUUAUCAUAGCAUAUCAGAGGUGGUCUUUGAUUUUUUGCCUCUUUCUUAGAGCUUUAUGCUUCCACUUUUUUUUUUUAUCUCUUUUGGACUCUUCUUCUUCAUGCACUGUGAUGAGUGUUAAGUAGAGGUAUGAUUUCGGCCUCUGAAUAUGACACUAUGUAUAUUCUUUCUUAUCAGCCUGCACACAGUAUAUGUUGUAUUGUUGCAAUCAAAGAUUAGAUAGAAUUUUCAAUUUAUCAUACUGUAAUAUCACUUUAGUUCUUGAGAAGUCAAAUUACUGCAUGCUAUCAUUUUAAAUUUUCUUACUCUCAGAUUACUAAGAAAGUCUUAUAUACUAAUGUUGCCGUCCUAACUCUGCCUCUUAGUUUCUCCAUCUCUUAUCUUCCUCAAAGUACACUAGCUCUUGAAAUCAGGCUUGGUUUAGAACUCCAGUGCCUGAGCAUUCUUCUCCUGGGUGCUUUUUCCCAGAUAAUUCACCAAGAAUAUUUUAUUUCUCUUUUCUCAGAAAUCAGUGAAAGGGAAUUUUCAAGUGUGUAAAAAAAAAAUAUGUGAACACUUCACAUAUUAUCAAUUUUGUCACACCUUGAAGAGUGAAAUUGAGGAAGAAUAAAAUGCAGAAAGAGAAGUAACUGAGGGCAAAGGGAUGUAUCGUAUCUAGGAUGAAGAUCACAUAUAAAGUUGUAGUACCUAUAAAUAACUUGGAACAGCAAUAUUUAAAGUCAUUAACUGUAAAAAUCAAUUAUAACUGUCUUUGAAUUUAUAUUAUGUAUCUCUGAAAAUAAAGUUUAUUCUUAUAAAACCUGGA
Molecule: messenger RNA, 2492 nt
Organism: Oryctolagus cuniculus (rabbit)
Lineage: Eukaryota; Metazoa; Chordata; Mammalia; Lagomorpha; Leporidae
Source: RefSeq, a predicted model, not a curated record